AUGCCAACAAAAACAACCAAAAUCAACGACGAGGAACUUAAGAAUUGGCGUAUCAAAAGACAUCGUACAUUUAUUGCAUUUACUCUCCAAAAUGCAUGCGCCGGAAUGGAAUAUUCUUUGACAUUUAUGACUUUAUGGUUGUACCUUGAAGAAACGCUAAAAGCUUCUCAUCUGAAACUAUUCUAUGGUCUAGUUUCAGCAGCUUAUUCAGCGGCCCAAAUCUCAUCUUCAAUUAUAGUUGGACACAUUUUUGAUAAGUACAGAAAUGUAUCCAUGGUGUUUCUGAUUGGAAAUUCUUUGAUUGUGACUGGAAAUAUAAUUUAUGCUAUACCAUACUCCCCCUGGAAUCUACUUGUAGGUAGGCUAAUUUCAGGGGUAGGAGGCUGUCAUCGACCUAUUAUGACGAGUGAAUUGACCAGAUCAUACCCACCCGACGAGCUAUCAUCAAAGUUUUCUACAAUGGGAAUGGCAUUUGCGCUUGGAUUUAUUCUAGGUCCAGGAAUAAAUUUUGUGUUUUUAAAAGCAGAUUUUUUCAUUGGGCCGUUACACGUCACCUAUACAAAUGCUCCUGCUUGCAGCUUGGCAAUCAUCUUCCUAUUAAGCCAAAUGUUAGCGAUAUAUUUAGUAAGUGACUUGUCGAAAGAGUUUGAUUUGAAGGAGCACGAAACAGAGAUUGCACAAUGCGCAGCUGGAACUGUGGCAGAUGAAGAAAACGAGCGCCUGCUUUCAAAGGAUCAUAUGGUGAAAGACAUAAAUUCCCUUCGUGUACUUGUUCAACUCUUAAAGCAAACAGACACAUUAAUCAUUCUGCUAUUCUCAUUUCUUAUCAUGUACUGCAUGAUUUCAUUUGAUCUAUGGCAACCGCUAGCAAUAGUAAAACUGAUGCGUUGGGGUAUGUUUGAACUCAACUCUAUUUUAUUUGGGCAUGGUAUAGCUGCAGUGGCUGUUCUACUACUGAUAACAUAUCGACCGUUUAGUGAUCGUUCAAUUGUCUACGUGAGUUGGAUUUGUUGUCUAUUCGUGAUGCUGAUUCUGAUUAUGUAUGCUGUGCUAGCAGUAUACAACUUAAACCAAAUCCUAAACAUUGUAUCAUGGACUUUUUAUGCUUUACUCUUUGCGGUUGUUGUUAUUUUUGAUGAGGUAUUUCUAAUUGGUGCUAUGGCAAGAAUGACUAGUUCACGUGCGCAAGCGUUUACAGAGAGUAUACGAUUAGCAUUUUCGCGUUCAGGAGCAAUAAUAGCGUUAUUGACAGCUGCCAUGUCCUUUACACAACUGGAGUACGUGUGCGUCUGUCUAGCUAUUUUGACGUAUUUGGGAUUCUUAGUGUUGGUGUGGAGACGAAAGUCGCUGCAAAAUCCUGUUAUUAUAAUUAGUUAG
Hydractinia symbiolongicarpus is the source of this 1377-nucleotide messenger RNA. RefSeq lists its product as uncharacterized. Lineage: Eukaryota; Metazoa; Cnidaria; Hydrozoa; Anthoathecata; Hydractiniidae. Gene Ontology annotation, biological process: transmembrane transport. The transcript has a single exon. The coding region runs from base 1 to 1377 and encodes 458 amino acids. The record is from RefSeq and is a predicted model, not a curated record. Gene Ontology annotation, molecular function: transmembrane transporter activity.